Suillus plorans is the source of this 637-nucleotide messenger RNA. RefSeq names its product cytidine deaminase-like protein. NCBI's taxonomy places the organism in Eukaryota, Fungi, Basidiomycota, Agaricomycetes, Boletales, Suillaceae. The transcript has 3 exons. The record is from RefSeq and is a predicted model, not a curated record. Bases 70 to 567 code for a protein of 165 amino acids. Gene Ontology annotation, molecular function: diaminohydroxyphosphoribosylaminopyrimidine deaminase activity.
CGUCGUCACUAGGUCCCCCGACCUGUUUCGAGCCUCCAGGACAAGUAAGACCACGAGCAUGAUCCAUUCAUGCGUCAGGCAUUAGAGCAGGCUGCCUUCUGCGAACCUGUACAGACAGCAUUCUGUGUAGGAUGCGUCCUUGUGGCGCGUUUUCCAGACUCAGAACCAAUUGUGUUGUCCAAGGGUUUCUCGAGGGAAUUACCAGGGAACACUCAUGCGGAGGCAAAUGCUUUGGCCAAGUUUGAGAGUCUCACUUCCCCGCAGCUGCAAUCUCUCGUUUCUCCAUGGCCAUUGGAAGCAGUACCUGUCGUAGAAGACCUUCUUCCUCUCGUAGACGUUUAUACCACUCUUGAACCAUGCUCAGUCAGAACAUCGGGCCUGUCUGCCUGCGCUGACGCCCUCAUUCGCGCCAGAAUCAGACGUUGCAUUAUAGGUGUACAAGAGCCAGAUGACUUUGUCAAAUGUGAGGGUGCACGAAAGAUGAAGGAUGCCGGUAUCGAGGUUAUCUGGUACGGCGGCUUAGAGCAAGAAUGCUUAGACGCUGCCCGCAGAGGUCAUCACGCCUAGUCUAGUAUUCACUCUCCCAAUGGCCUCCAACUAUCUCUGACCAGUAAUCAAUAACUUUCCUGGCGAGUUG